UCUUAUUGUGAAAGCAAGGGGAGGCCGGCACAAUGCUUAGUCACGAUGAGUUACAGCUUUCCCCCUCCUUCCGAUGUGGCGCACAGCUCAGCACAGUGCGAUGGAGAAACUGAACUAGACUAGCUGUCAGCUGAGUGCACAGCUUCCUAGUAAGUGGUGCAAACAAAUUCUUUAGCUGCACAACCUCGGGGAAGGAGUCUCUGGAGGCAGCCACUGAACACCCCCUCAUUCCCAAGGGCUCCACGUCAUGCUUAUGACACUUCUGGCACUAGUCCCUGUUUUCUUUGUCCUUUCAGAGUUGACAGCCCUUCCACUGCCUUAUCUACAGAAUCUGUCUGCAGCUCUCAACAGCAUUGUAGCCCUCUGAAGGCAACUUUAAUUAUUACCACUUUAAAGUGACGCAGUAAAUCAAAACUUUUUCCCUCACUGGAGGAAUCGGUAUGCAGGACAGACCUACCUGAAUCUCACAGCCAUUUCCAGUAAUAUUCAACUAUGUUUAUUUUGUUCAUUGGGCAUUUCUGAUAGAUUGCUUUACUGAAGAUAUUAGAGAAAUUUAAAUACAUUUGGACACAAAAAAUUAAAAGGCGAUGAUUCCCAAGACAAAAUUACAAAUAUUGCAAUAGACUUUAUGAAGACUCUUGUUGCAUGUGUUCAUCUCUUACAUUCAUAAAAUCAUUCUUGGCUGGUUAUUCUCUAACUCUUUUAUGCAAGGAGAACCCUUGGACAAAACCAGAAGAAUCAGACAUUUUCAUUAUGUUGGACCUGCAACGUUACAGCGCACAUGGCCAUGGCUGGCAGCUCACAUGGAAGGCUCUAAUAAUGCCAUAAUGAGCAGUAUGUCUGGACUCAAGUACUGAAUAGAUCAAGGAAAUCCUCAUGUCCACAUAAAGAAAUUCCUGAACAUAGACACAAAUCAGGCAUCCUCUGGUGAGCCUGGAACUUUCUGCUUAGCUUUAGUUCACACAUGUAUUUUACCAGUGCCUGCAUGUGGUGCAAGGAUGCCCCAUAACACCGCCUACUGUUCUUGAGAACAACGCCAAGGAGGAGGAGAAAGAGUAGGAAAUGACAGAGUGCCUAACAGAAUACAAAGCGCUGGUGACUCCGUCCACGCGCAACGGUCACCGUGUCUUCAGCUACACGCUCGAGAGCCACACUGCAGCUGCCUUCACCAUCAUGAACGAGCUGCGUCUGGAGCGUCAGUUGUGCGACGUCACACUGCGAGUGCGCUACAAAGACCUGGAGGUGGUGGACUUUGUGGCUCACAAGGUGGUGUUGGCCUCAUCAUCUCCAGUCUUCAGAGCCAUGUUCACCAAUGGCCUGAAGGAGUGCGGUAUGGAGUUGGUGUCCAUCGAGGGAAUCCAUCCCAGGGUCAUGGACAGACUGAUAGAGUUUGCCUACACAGCGAGUAUCUCUGUGGGGGAGAAGUGUGUGAUCCAUGUGAUGAACGGCGCCGUCAUGUACCAGAUAGACAGCGUGGUCAAGGCAUGCUGUGAUUUCCUGGUCCAGCAGCUCGACCCUAGCAACGCCAUUGGCAUCGCCAACUUCGCUGAGCAGAUAGGUUGCACAGAGCUCCACCAGAAGGCCAGAGAAUACAUCUACAUGAACUUCAGCCAGGUGGCGACCCAGGAGGAGUUUUUCAACUUGUCCCACUGCCAGCUGGUAACUCUGAUCAGCCGCGAUGAACUCAAUGUGCGCUGCGAGUCUGAAGUCUUUCAGGCAUGCGUAGCCUGGGUGCGAUACGAUCGGGAGAACCGGCGACCAUAUGUCCAGGCCUUACUCCAAGCUGUGCGCUGCCAUUCCCUCACCCCCAACUUCCUGCAGACCCAGCUCCAAUCUCUGGACUGGGACCCCCAGUGUAAGGACUACCUGGCCCAGAUCUUCCAGGACCUCACUCUCCAUAAGCCCACCAAAGUCAUUUCUUGCCGAACUCCGAAGGUGCCACAGCUCAUCUACACAGCAGGGGGGUAUUUUCGUCAGUCUCUCGGCUACCUGGAGGCAUAUAAUCCCUGUACAGAAGCUUGGCUAAGGCUAGCGGACCUGCAGGUUCCCCGCAGUGGCCUGGCAGCCUGUGUGAUCAGCGGGCUUUUCUACGCAGUUGGUGGAAGAAACAACGCGCCUGAUGGCAACAUGGACUCAAAUGCUUUGGACUGCUACAAUCCCAUGAACAACUGUUGGCUGCCGUGUGCAUCAAUGAGCGUGCCUAGGAACCGAAUUGGAGUUGGUGUCAUCGAUGGCAUGAUAUACGCAGUUGGUGGAUCACACGGAUGCGUUCAUCAUAAUAGUGUGGAAAGGUAUGACCCAGAAAGGGACCAGUGGCAACUGGUAGCUCCCAUGUUGACACGCCGUAUUGGUGUGGGUGUGGCAGUCAUCAACCGACUGCUUUACGCUGUAGGAGGGUUUGACGGGAACAACCGGCUCAACUCCUGUGAGUGCUACAACCCAGAAAGGAACGAAUGGAAGACCAUGGCCCCCAUGAACACUGUCCGCUCAGGAGCUGGUGUGUGUGCCCUGGGGAAUCACAUCUUUGUGAUGGGCGGCUAUGAUGGCACCAACCAGCUGAAUACAGUGGAGCGCUACGAUGUGGAAACGGAUACAUGGAGCUUUGCUGCCUCCAUGAGGCACAGACGCAGCGCUCUGGGAGUCACUGCACUGUGUGGACGCAUCUAUGUGCUGGGAGGUUAUGAUGGCAACACUUUCCUGGACAGUGUGGAAUGUUACGACCCAGAGAAGGACACCUGGUCUGAGGUGACACUCAUGACAUCAGGACGGAGCGGUGUCGGCGUGGCCGUUACUAUGGAGCCCUGUCAGAAAGAUCUGCCACAGUGUCAAAACUGUGAGAAGGGGCGAGGUGCAGGGUCAUUGGCCCAUCAGUCAACCACCUCCCAAUCAGAAUAUGACCCCAGCGGGCCCUUUGGCAAUGGUACAUGAGGCCCCAUCAGACAGAUAUGCACUGACAAGUACCCCAAAACUCAGUUCUGUCUUCCCAAAUCAAAAUACAGACCCUCACAACUGAUUAGAGACAGAGGUGAGCUGAAACACCAUGUGCAGCCACACAGGCAGCUGUAAUCACAUUGGGUGUCAAUUAAAAAAAAAAAAAAACACUUAAAUUGUGGUGAUUCAAAGUACAUGUAAGUUCAUUAUCUGCAUUUGACCACAGUCAAGUAUGACCUCAGAUUCUUUAGUCCAGAUUUCAGGGUCUACAAUCAUUAAUUUGUUUGUGGUUAAUUGUUUUCCACCAAAAUUGACAGACCUCAGCCCAUCUGUGUGUUCACAUCUGGCAUCUUAAAUUAGACCAUCUCCCAGAUUUGAGCCAUGGGAGUAAAGGGCUGCAUAAUAUGACGGGCAAUGUAUGGGCUCAAAGACACAUCAGGGGAGAAGCUGGAAAAGUUUCAUCUGAGGGCAGAAAAAUGAUCCCACUUUGUU
This is a messenger RNA of Monopterus albus (swamp eel), 3423 nucleotides long. RefSeq names its product kelch-like ECH-associated protein 1b (gene keap1b). The coding region runs from base 1063 to 2928 and encodes 621 amino acids. Gene Ontology annotation, molecular function: protein binding. The record is from RefSeq and is a predicted model, not a curated record. Lineage: Eukaryota; Metazoa; Chordata; Actinopteri; Synbranchiformes; Synbranchidae. The transcript is spliced from 7 exons.